Sorghum bicolor (sorghum) is the source of this 489-nucleotide messenger RNA. RefSeq names its product GATA transcription factor 18. The coding region runs from base 1 to 489 and encodes 162 amino acids. NCBI's taxonomy places the organism in Eukaryota, Viridiplantae, Streptophyta, Magnoliopsida, Poales, Poaceae. The record is from RefSeq and is a predicted model, not a curated record. Gene Ontology annotation, molecular function: zinc ion binding; sequence-specific DNA binding. Gene Ontology annotation, biological process: regulation of DNA-templated transcription. The transcript is spliced from 6 exons.
AUGACGUACCGGGGGAACACGCACGUCUUCGACUCCGUGCCGCCGCACAAGGUUGAGACCAUCCUCAUGCUUCUAAACGACUAUGAACUUGCUCCUCAAAGUGCGAAACAGAAACUCACUAACCUGGUCCCUCCUAUUGUCGUGCCUCAAAACUUCGACAGAGCGACGGCCAUGUCGCGGUACCUGAAGAAAAGGAAGAGCACAAUGAAGGCCGAUUACUCUGUCCGAAGGGAAAUCGCUUUAAGGAUCACGCGAAGGGGAGGGAAAUUUGCGCCGUCUGAGAAGAACUCUGAAAACUCAGUUGGGACGGAGGCGGCUGAGCUUCAAUUCUGCGCCAACUGCAGGGAGAGCAGCGAGGUGACGCCCCAGAUGCGGCGUGGCCCAACCGGCGCCAAGAACUUCUGCAACGCCUGUGGGCUGGCGUGGGCGACCUAUAGGAAGAUCAGAAAUGUCACAAAUGCUGAAUCCCAGCAUGGAGGAAGCCAGUGA